CACAAAAGUAGGAUUAAGACAUCCAGGAUCAGUGACUGAGCCGGGCUCAAAGAAUCCAAAACAACAGCGUCCAGGCUCAGUUGGUUGCACAAAGCCCAAUCCAGGAUGAGCAGACACGGAUUCAUCAAGCCAGGUGAAACCUAUCCUGGAUAAGUGCGCGCUCGCGGCUCCCUCAGAUAGACCCCGCCACCGAUCACAGAUUCACUGAUUCACCAUGGCGAGUAGAGCGGCUUACUUUACCCCGUCGGAGGGAGAAAUCCGGAUGGAGGCAUACGAGGAGGUGAAAGACAUUAUUAAAAAGAAAUGCAACACCGCCACAGUGAUAAAGCAAAGAGAAAACACGUGGCAAAGUGUUGCUGACCGUCUGAAUGCUGUCCUUCCCUGGCCACAGAAGACUCUGUGACAUCAAAGAGGAGUUCUAUAGGAUUGCAGGUUUCCCCAAUGUCACUGGUGCACUGGACUGCACACGCCUCAGCAUAAGAUCCCCCCCAGGGGCCCAUGAGGUGGAUUUUGUGAAUAGGAAAUCAUUUCACAGCAUUAAUGUUCAGAUGGUCUGCAAUGCUGACUGUAUGAUCAACAGUCAUGGACUGAGCCAGGCAGAAUGGCCUCAGUCCAUGACUCCAGAGUCUUUGGGACCUCUGAAAUCUCUAUCACAAGGUGAGCCACACAACCAUUAAUAACCACUUUUUACAUCAUGGCUGUGUCAAGAAUGUCACUCUGUUUGAGGUUGUAAUGAUGAGAUUUUGUGUUAACAGGUGAAUUCUCUGGUGUGUUGCUGGGAGACAGGGGGUCUGCCUGCCAGCCUUUUCUCCUGACACCAUUCACAGACCCCCAGGACGCACAGCAGGCCUACAAGCAUGCCCAUGCCAGGACCAGGACCAGGACCAGGACCAGGCCCAGACUUGAGAUGACCUUUGGCCUCCUGAAGGCACGCUUUCACUGUCCUCCACAAUGUGGCCUGCCUGAGGAAGGAGAGGGCCCCCAGAGGGCCCCCAGCCAUGGACUGGGACAAUCCAGCAAUAUUCCCUGAUGACGACAGUGGUCGUCUCAUGAGGGACCAAUAUGUGUUGAAUUAUUUUAGUUGAUAUGCAUACUUUCAAUUUAAGUUAAAUAUGUCCUGCAGUGGCAGAGGAAUUUGUGUUUUUUUAUUUAUUUUUUAUUUAAAUUUAUUUGGCCUCUUAUGAUGAUUGUGCUGUAUACUGUGUGUAUAAAAGCUAGCAGGGAGGCUACUACAUCAUUCUGUUCAUUCCAUGUGUAUGGAUUUGUCCUGCAUUUAUUUCAGUGUGCAGACAUGCGGGGUGUAUUAUAUUCAGACCUUUUAAUGUGUAUUUAUCCUUGCGUGUAUAAUAUACUUUGACUCUGUGCUUUCUAUCUUGAAGAGUCACUGUGACUUCAGUUUUGAAAGGAGCCGAUGGUUUACCUGAUUUAUCCUUAUUCAAUAAAGGAACAUAAUGUUACACUUUGUGUAUAUAUUUAUUUAUAUGGGAUGUGUAUUUUAUACGACCGAGUUUUAGGGCCACAUUGAGGAAGACAACAAAAGUCAUAAAUUUAUGAGACUGAUUCUUUCUGCGGAACAGAUGUAUUGUCUUGCAUCUUUUUAAAGUCCUGAUACUUCAUUUUUUAAGAUAAUUUUUUUGGUAUUUUUCAUGCUUUAUUGAAA
Molecule: messenger RNA, 1660 nt
Organism: Centropristis striata (black sea bass)
Lineage: Eukaryota; Metazoa; Chordata; Actinopteri; Perciformes; Serranidae
Product: putative nuclease HARBI1
Exons: 4
Coding region: 369-677 (102 amino acids)
Source: RefSeq, a predicted model, not a curated record